AUGGAAAUGGAAAACACGAGGCUAAGCUUAAAGUUCAUUAUUGAAACUCAUUCAUGCACCACAUAUUUGGCUUAUCUUUUUUCAAGCGAUUACAAAAGUGAUGAUGAUGCAAGAAUAAAGAUCGAAGAAGCUGAAGAUGAAGUCAAGAGGGUUGCGAGUUUUGAUGAAGACGAGUUUCGUUUGAAGAAGAUUCCAAGAACACCUCACACUUAA
Messenger RNA from Clunio marinus, 213 nucleotides. The record is from the annotation of a GenBank genome assembly. Lineage: Eukaryota; Metazoa; Arthropoda; Insecta; Diptera; Chironomidae.